Symbiodinium necroappetens is the source of this 1221-nucleotide messenger RNA. The record is from the annotation of a GenBank genome assembly. Lineage: Eukaryota; Dinophyceae; Suessiales; Symbiodiniaceae.
AUGCUACCGGCAGCUGCAUUGUCUGGCACGGCUUCACCAGAUCGAAGCUACGAGUCGAUGCGACAGACCCUGCAGGAUACGCAGAAGCGAUGCGAGCUGAUGUUGACCCGUGUGCAGAAGGAAAGCGAGGUGAAUCGCGGCCUUUCCAAAGCUCGGGAGGCAGCCGAGGAGACAUCGCGGAAGUUGGCUGAUCAGGUCAACCAGCUUACUGACAAAGUCAGCGAAGCUAUUCGACAGAAGGGGAAGGCAGAAGAACAACUGGAGGAUGUGCAGAAGCGGUGCCAAAUUGAGACAGACUUGCGCGAGAAGGACUGUGGUUUCGUGAUCCCGCACAAGUUCAAAGUACCAACACAUGCGGAGGUGCACCAAUGCAGCACGGUCGACGAUGCAUCAGGGAUGGCUUCUCUCUUGGCUGUUCUGGCGCGGGCAGGCGUGGUGCGAAAGUUUCGUGGUAAAGGCGAUUCUGCCGUGAUCGCCAGGCAGCGAGGUAUCUUCGACAGGCCAGAUUAUUACGAUCGAGUCUUCGGUGAUCUAGAACAAGGAGAGUUCCUAGAGUGGUACAACGUGGACUUGCAGGAUCUCAGGCCUAUUCUGGAUACGCACAGCGCUCGACGUGUCCUUGAUCUGGGAUGUGGCACUUCUCGUCUUCCUGUUCAGCUGGCACAUGCUAGACCCGCUCCACGCUUGGUUGUGGGAUGUGAUGCCUCUGCGGCAGCCAUUGCCCGACAGAGGGGCACGGUGAUGCAGUCACGCACCCCUGGACAAUCUCGAUUGCUGUUUGUGGUUGCCGAUGCGGCCAGGCUUCCUUUCCGUAACGGUUACUUCGAUCUUAUCAUCGAGAAAGGCUUUCUGGACGCACUUCACUCCACGAGGCUGGGCGAGCAGCAGGUGCAUGCGGUGCUGACGGAGGCAUGGCGUGCAUUGGCUGCAGGAGGAUCGCUGAUCUCAGUUUCGCAGCAUGGGCAACUGACCCCACCAGACGAACGCCUGCAGCUGUUCAAAGAGGCGAAACUACAGCCUCUGCCGCAGGCUACUCGGGAGGUUGGCAGAAUUCACAACCGCGGCUUAGUAUGCGUUGAAGCCACGAAGCCGAAAAAAGUGCAGCUUUCAGACGGACUUCGAGCGGCGCAUAGCAACUGUUCACAAAGAAGCAGAUGCGAGGUGCACAGCCUUGCAGGCAGGACUGGUCAACAAGCUGCACUGCAUGCGUCGUGUACUUGA